AAGCUAUGUUAUGGAGCAACGAUAUCAUACUUAUGUACACACACUCGGGCGGGAGAGGGACGAUGAACGAUUCAUCCCUUCCAUCGAUUCCCAGCAGGCCAACCGUCGUUUGAAAGAGUGAUCCACGACACGUAUCCAUCGAUUACUGACUGCUUCGUGCUUCGGGUCUGUGGAUUCGCCUUGGCAUUCCGCAUACCCCCGCGGCACGUGGAACCGCAGCUCGCCUCUUUAUUUUGAAUCCCCCCAUCUCUGGCACUCUGCCAGAGGAUAUUACCCCGCGAUAGAAACACCAAAAGGCCUCUGCGGCUCCACACCGAGCUCGCGUGUGUCAUUCCCACGUCGAAACCCGCUCGCAUGUGAUGGGAUGCAGGGCUCCUCGACCCAGCGUCACCGUCGUCUCUCGACGACUCCUUCGUCUCGGCGCCGGAAGUCCGUAACCUACUCCUAUCAACCUCUUCCCUACAAGAGACAAUGGAGACACAGGCCCGCCAUCCGGAGACGCCCCCCUCGAACAAAGGAGAAGUCGUCUGUGGACGGGGAAAGCCUAUCGGAAUGGAGUGGGAGCGUGGAGCUUCGCCUCUUCCCUUCGUGGAGUCACGAAGCUCGACCCGGCGAUCACCUCUGGACCUCCCUCUCCGGGUCCAGCUCCGAACUCUGUUAUCUCAAGGAGACCGAAUGCACUAGACAGGGUGCUCGGCUGAGAUGUGCGGCGUGCCGAAUCGUCGUUCACGAAUCCUGUGUCCCGCAUCUCUUGCAAAAACUCCAGCUGGAGUGCAAGCCCACGUUCUGCGACGGUGGAAUCCGCAAAUACAGGGAACAGACCGUGACACGACACCAUUUCGUAAACAGAAGCAGGCAGAAGGGGAAAUGCAAGACCUGCGGCAAGGUCAGAGUCGAAAGAUCCGUCUCCUUUUUUUUUUUAAAUACUUUUUAAAGGGCUUAAAAAGAAAAAUCACGUGAUCUGUAUGUCAAUAGAGUGAAUACACCAACUACAUAAUUUAUACGGUAGGAAAAAGUUUUUAAAGAAUUCACCAGCAAUCCAGAUUCAUCGAGUACUACGAAGCCAAUGUGUACUGUCUGAUGAUCUUGCCAUUUGCAUAUAGUUCAUUCUUAAAUGUCAUGACAUUUUCAAUUUAUUGUGUUGCAAGUGUUCUUCAUGACACGCUGCUGUGCCGGUGAUGUCAGAUGAAACCUCUGAUUCUCAACACUUCUCCCGACAUUCGAUACCGAAUUGAUAUCUCAGGUUUCGCCCCCCCCCCUCCCCCCUUUAUUGCUUGAUUGAUUUUUUGUCUGCAGACGGUAGCAGCGAAGUUAGGAUUCGGUUCCCGAGAGGCGAUGUCCGUGUCAUGCUCUUGGUGCAAAUCCGCCUAUCACGCCAAAGCCUCGUGUUUCACGCCGGAGCUCCAAAACGAGCCCUGUUCCCUCGGUCAGUUUCUCGCGCCGAAAUCGUAAUCAUAAGGUACGGUAUCUAUCUAUCUAUAUGCAAGACCAGAAUCUCGAAAUAAUAUUUCAUGCGGGAGAGAUGAGGGUUGUCAUGGAUUUGACCCGAGAGGGUCAGAGAUCCGUUCCCUCGAUACAUAUAGACUCCUAUAUCUGACACACACGUCUCCAGUGGAAGAGAUUCACGGCUGGGUUCCUCCCAAUAUAUUACCCGUGCACCCUUUCAUCUGGGGGGUAAUUAUCCCGCGGACCUCAUGAUUCCCCUUAUCUGGGAUUCUGCCCCCUGGACUUUUGAUAGGAAUCAACGCGAGCCCCGCACGAGAUGUGGAAAUCUAUCAAACCCUCAUCGUCCGGGUGGAGAGCGGCUCCAGCUUCGCUCCGUCUUCGCUCUGUCCUGGUUUCUCGUGCGAGGUGGUUUCCGUCUCGGGUCUCUGAGCGCCGAGAAAGACAGAUGUUCAUCCAUAUUCAUAAACACUAAUUUUCUCGAGGGGGAAUCCGCCGUGUCGACCCCUUCUUUCUUGGUUUCUUCACGAUUUCCCUCUUGUCUUUGAUGGAUGUCUGAUCCGCGCCCGAGCAGGGCAGCACGGGGGUUGCCGGAUAUCGUCUGCUUAGUUCGGGCAGUGGGUGGCCCCUUGUUCUCAUCGUCCCCACACCCAGUGCGAAGAAGGAUGCGACCCAGUCGCUUCCGAGAAUUCCUUUUACAUUGGGUUGCGGUGAAGAGUUCCACGUGGAUGAAACGCAUGGUCGUCGAUCGACGCAAGCGAUUUCGCUCCGCAAAACCGGAGCCGGAGCUAUUUUCACUUCCGCCUCACGAACUCGAGAAUUUCAUCGCGUAAGCCUUCGAUUCGAGGAAAGAGGCUCGAGGCGCAGAUAGAGACAGAUCAGCUGUUGAUGUGGCGGUUGAUUCAUGGCACUGCCCCAUGACUCCUAUGACCUCAACGUACUCCCAGUAUGGCGAGAAUAGAUGGCGCAGUAACGAGCAGCAGGCAGGCGACGGCCAUUUCCUGCAUCUGGCGAGUUUGGUUUGAGAUGACGGUGCACUCUGCAUAAUGGGACUUGAAAAUUAAAUUGUGUGCUACCAAAAUAUAUGGAAACGAAAGGGUUAAUCAGCGUGAAACUGUGGACGAAGUGUUUAGUCUCUCUUGAGAGGUACGUACUGAAAGGUCGAGUGAAAGUUUCCCCGAGAAAUCUAGUCCCUAUUCUCAUCUCGUUUGUGAAGAAAAGCAAGUGGCUGAUGGUUUGGAACCUCACGAAUAGGUAUCCAUGGGAACCUGAUCGUUCCGCCUUCUUGGAUUCUCAAAGUGCCACGGAAAGGGUCGUUUAAGUCAUCCAUAAAGAAAACUUCCACCGAGCACAAGAGGGAAGAUUCUAGAGAUCAAUUUCAGGCCGUUUGUGACGAAUUGGCAAGUUCUGGAUCGGGCUCGUCGGGAGCUGGAUCGACGGAAGACAAGGCUUUUGCCCUCAAGCCUAUUCCCGGCUCCAGUGUUUCCCCCCUGUUGGUUUUCAUAAACCCCAAGUCCGGUGGGAAUCAGGGCCUGAAACUCCUUCAGAAAUUCCAAUGGCUUCUCAACCCGAGGCAGGUCUUCGAUCUCACUCAAGGAGGACCAGAAUUCGGGUUGAAGCUGUACCAGAAGGUGGAGAGACUGCAGUUGCUGGCAUGUGGAGGAGAUGGGACGGUGGGCUGGAUCUUGUCCACGUUGGACCAGUUGGAGUUCUCACCGCAACCCGCCCUUGCUGUCAUUCCUUUGGGCACUGGGAACGACCUGGCCAGGGCCCUCGGAUGGGGAGGCGGCUACGAGGACGAGCCGGUGUCGAAGUUGCUUCUUCACGUGAACGCGGGAGAGCCGGUGUCCUUGGAUCGAUGGUGCUUAGAUGUGGAACCCAACACGUCGCCAUCCCUUCCUUCAAAGCUGAGUGCGGAGUCGACCGAAGGCGAAGACGUCCCCGGAGAACCUGCGCCACCUCUCAAGGUCUUCAACAACUACUUCUCCUUGGGAGUUGAUGCUCAAAUCGCCCUCGAAUUCCACGAGGCCAGAGAAGCGAAUCCCGAGAAGUUCAGCUCCCGUCUCCGGAACAAAAUGUUCUAUGGUCAAGUAGGGGGAAAGGAUCUCCUGCAGAGGAAAUGGAAAAAUCUAUCUGACAUGAUUUCUGUGGAACUGGAUGGCAAGGACAUGACUGCUAGGCUCAAAGAAAUCAAAUGCCAUGCUUUGGUUUUCCUCAACAUUUCCAGUUAUGCGGGUGGUACAAGGCCCUGGAACUCUGCAUCAGGAAAGCAGACAUUGGAUGAUGGGUAUCUGGAAGUCCUUGGACUCACCACUUACCAACUGCCCCUGCUUCAGGCUGGAGGUCAUGGGACAUGCAUAGCCCAGUGCAAGAGAGCCAGAAUUGUGACUCAUAAAACCAUCCCUAUGCAAGUGGACGGAGAGGCAUGCCGAGUCAGUCCUGUUGUCAUCACCAUCCAGAGGAGGAACCAAGCCAAACUCAUUGCCAAGAGAAGAUCCAGCCAGGAGCAGCUCUAUGUGCCAAGUGAGAUGAUAAGGGCAAAGCAGAUGAAGAUUGGAGUCAAGUGCCUUCUCAUGCAGGAUUAUGAACUCCAUCAGUUGGAUCCUGACAAACUGCGUUCCAUCGCUGAGUACAUGGGAGACAUCAGCGUGAAGUCUAACUGUGCCCUGAAGACUGCUCGUCCGCUUGUGUCCAAUCUGUUGUGGACUUCAUCUGAUUGGUGUUUUCUUGACUCUUGCACAGCAGAGCACUUCUUCCGCAUUGAAUCCAAGCAUGAGGGUCUUCACUACAUGACAGACAUCAUCUCAGAUGCCAUAUAUGUUCUAGACAGCAGGCCUCCUGAUGCAGAGGGUGAACUCAAGAAAUCUAGUACAUCUGGAAAGGAAGAAGAUGAGUUGUCAAACGAGGCACGACGGGACAGUGUCUUGAGUGCAGGAGAGGUGGAGGAAGUGAGGAGACGAAUGGAUGGGAGAAAGGCAGAAGAAGCAGAAGAGACAGAAAGUGGAAUAGAUGCAGAAGAUGAUGAUGAAGAGGAGACAUCUGGAUCAGAUGCAGCUGAUGUGGCCCAUGCCCAGCAGAUAACCCUCAAGGCAACUCUUGGAAACAUCUAUCAGCAGCUGUUUGGUGCCAGCAUAGUUCCUGUCAGUCAUCUACUGGACAAGCCAUCACAAGAUAUGAUUGAUGCAGCCACUGCAGGAGACAUUGCCAAGGUAUCAUAA
Molecule: messenger RNA, 4661 nt
Organism: Darwinula stevensoni
Lineage: Eukaryota; Metazoa; Arthropoda; Ostracoda; Podocopida; Darwinulidae
Source: the annotation of a GenBank genome assembly